Messenger RNA from Cavenderia fasciculata, 879 nucleotides. RefSeq lists its product as uncharacterized. The transcript has 2 exons. The record is from RefSeq and is a predicted model, not a curated record. NCBI's taxonomy places the organism in Eukaryota, Evosea, Eumycetozoa, Acytosteliales, Cavenderiaceae. The coding region runs from base 1 to 879 and encodes 292 amino acids.
AUGAAGUUAACAACUACGAUAUUUAUAAUAGUUGUUGCUUUAGCGCUAUUUAGUGACACUGUAUCACCACAGGGUAUAUCUCAUUAUAGUCAAAGUGGUGGAGGUAAGCCAGGUCAAGUAUCAAACUAUAUCAACGAAAUCAAUGUUGGUGGUGCUCUGAGCAGCACAGGAAAGAGUCGUUAUGACUGGAGUUGGUGUAGACUAUGGAUAUAUGAUGCAGUGUCACAGUACAAAGCAUAUGCUGACUUUCAUCCACGUGUCGAUGAAUUCACUUCUCUAAGAAUCGAAAAUUCAAAUACAUCUAUCAUUUUUAACCAAAAUGUAACUAUUUGGUUGGAUUUCCCAGGAACUAAAAAUGUAACAACCUUUAUUUACGAUAGAGUUACUUGUGAUAAUACUUCGGCAGCUAAUCCAGAAGGUUGCAAAGUAGAUCCUCCACCAGAGUUUAUACUCACAGAAAAGAAUUAUACUGUCACCCAAAACUUGACUCUCCCACCAAAGCGUGUCUACGAUCCAGACAAUAAUGCAAUUGUAAACUACUUUACCGCCAUUGUACAGCUAGACAAUGGAAAUAUUAUCGAUGCUGCAUGGGAUGGUGAUAGAGACACUGGUAUUUGCAAUGAUUGUGAAAAGUGUAUCGAUGGUCAAUGUGCAGUCUCGCCAAACACAAUGAAAUGUGAUGAAACAGGAUGUAAUCUCAAGAUUUUCCUUGCUUGGGCUGGUGUGGACAAACAAAAGAAACCAUGCAUUAGUAUAAGCAAGAUUCCAUCUGCCUUUAGAAAGUACAGUUUCACUCCAAUCUCACAACUCGGAAUGGGUCUUGUUGGAGACUUUUUGGAAAGAGUCAUAGGAAAUACAAACAAUCCAAAUACUGCCUAA